AUGUCGAGGGAGAAGCUUGAGAGAAUGAGGAGUGUCUACGUCAUCGCGUCUCCGGCUGCCUCCCGCAUCGGACAGAUCUACAUCUGCUGGAACAUUGGAUGCUUCAGGACGACCAGGAUGGUCGUGACCCAGGGUUCGAAGCUUCACCUGCUGCGAAGGUGCUGCAGAUGCAUGGAUUGGCCCCCGACAGCCAUGCACCUGGAUCGAUGCACCCCCAGGUGCCGGAUGUACAGCAGAUGGGCGGAUGCCCACCACAAGAGGGCCGAAGCAGAAAUAAUAGAGUACGAGAAGACGGGAUACGAAAAGCAGUGCAGGAAACAGAUCAUGGCCGUGACUGUCGAUGAGUCCGACGAGUCCUCGUUUGAAGUUGAAGAGGAGACAGAGCUGGACUUUGCGGCCGAUCAAGAAGGCGAGCAUACCCACAAUGUCGACGAGGACGGGGUUUCUAAGGACUUCUUGGGUCGGACUAAGCGAUCGGUAUUUGCCGUGCAUCUGAAGGACUUCAACGGCAAAUACUUUGCCACCAUGGGUCAGAGCACAUACCAGGACGACGUGACGAGCAAGGUCAACCAGUACAGUAUCAGACAGGCAGCCUAUGAGCUGGUGGCGUUCUUCACCACGGUCAACGUCUCUCCCGCGAACCACAAGGCCUGCGCGGCGGAGCGGCAGUCCCAGAUCGUCGGUCUGGAAGCGCGCAUCGAGGCAAGCGAGCGCCGCUGCGCGGAGGCGGAGGGGCGGGCUGCGGAGCGGGACGCGAGGGCCGCGGAGCUGCAGCGGCGGCUGGGCGAGCUGCAGGCCGCCGUGGAGGCGGAGCGCCAGAGGGCGGACAAGGCCGCGCGCGGGGCGGCGGAGACCGAGCGGGCGAGGGCCCUGCUCGCGCUGCGGCUGGCGGAGCUGGAGGCGCUGCUCGCGGACCGCGGCGCGCGGCCGCGGGACGGGGCCCCGCCCGCCGCCCAGGAGAGGCGGCCCGAGGCGCAGGCGACCCCGCAAGGCAGCGGCAGCGACGAGGAGGGGUGGUGCUCGGUAGACGUCGGGCGGGCGGAGCACGAGGCGCCUGGCGAGGCG
Prorocentrum cordatum is the source of this 1065-nucleotide messenger RNA. NCBI's taxonomy places the organism in Eukaryota, Dinophyceae, Prorocentrales, Prorocentraceae. The record is from the annotation of a GenBank genome assembly.